Messenger RNA from Drosophila subobscura, 930 nucleotides. RefSeq lists its product as uncharacterized. The record is from RefSeq and is a predicted model, not a curated record. The coding region runs from base 46 to 864 and encodes 272 amino acids. NCBI's taxonomy places the organism in Eukaryota, Metazoa, Arthropoda, Insecta, Diptera, Drosophilidae. The transcript has a single exon.
GUUACUCAUUCAAAUCUAAAGUUUUAGGUUAAAAUUCAAUUGAUAAUGCCUCGUGUUCCCUACACCUGGCGCCAGCCAGAUUUUCCUGGCGAUGGCAGCGAUCUAGCCUGGCUGCAGCCCACCAUGCUGAUCAUUUGUCACAGGGGCAAUCUGGACAAGUCCCUAGAGCCGCUGCUGCGAACGCUCAAGCAACCGUUCGCACCGCGCACAGUGGCUGCCGUCUGUGUGCACGAGACAAUGCGCUUAGCAUUCGAGGAGAAGGUGUGCCAGGAGAUGGAGAUGCUGCACUCCAAAGUGCAGGGCCAUGAGUAUUAUGCGCAGGCACUGCGAAUGAUUGGUUGUCUGCGGGCCGAAACGUUGGGCCUGCAGCAGAGCGACAAAAUCGGUUUCAGGAGCAAACUGGCCAACGGAUCGCCGUUGCUCGUACGCGGCUUCGACCAGAGCUUCUUCAGCAUGAGCCAUCCCAGUACGGUGGUGACGCUGCACAUCUUCCGGCACGCCUUCGAGCUGCCCAAAGUGGUGGCCCGAGAGCGGCUGAGAUUCGCCAGCGUGGCCAUUUGGGGUGCCAAAAUGUGCGACACCUACGAGGUGGCGCUCCAGCUGCGGUUCUCUACGGUUUUCAUCAACUGCCAUGGCAUUUCGAUGGAGCCAAUUGAGAAAUAUUUUGUGGCACGGCAGCCGCAUGUCGUGAUGGCGAAUCAUCAUCAUUUCGAGGUGCUCAUAUACAACAAUCGUGCCCUGGUCAUUGUCUAUCCGGCCAAGGUUGAGUGGCACCCGUCCAUAAAGCCUCGCACCACAUUGUCAUACAGAGAGCCACCGUUGAUGUUGAAGGCGAAAAAUGUCUUCCUGUUCGAUAAAUCCUAAAUGCUAAAUCCUUGAUUAUUUGUUUCGCUUAAAGGGGAAAUAAAUUCCAUGUUUACUUAUGUAUCA